AACUACACUGCGCUUUUCCGUGAUGACACUGCUCGGGCAAAUCGAUAUGGUGGAUACGGCCUUUUCAGUGUAAUUUCCGUAGGAAAAAAGUCCAAUAAUUUCUUUAAAUAUAUUUUUUCAGUGUUAAACAACUGUAUAAGUUCAAAGUAAACAAAAACACGAGGAAAAAAGACGCGGUUUUCUUUAUAUUUUUGAAGUUUUUACUGGGAUUUGUGGCGUGGUUUUGGUCCUUUUUUUUGUUCUUUUGAAAUUUGAUCUUUGACCACGCCGAUUUUUUUGGUUUGUUGAUAAUGUCCAGGAGAAAGACUCAGCACGAAACUCUGAUAGAUCAUGAUGAAUCUAGUCAGAUUUGUGAGGAGUAUCAGGAAGAUGCUCAAUCGGACGAUGUACUGGACAUUAAGAAGAAUUGCCACUAUUGUGAGAAAGAAUUCGGUACAGCCAAGAGGCGAUUUUUGCAUGAGAGAUACUGCAAAGCAGGGGAUAUCGAGAGAUUCUCUUGCAAGGUCUGCGACUUGAACUUCAAAUUCCAGCUUGGUCUGGAGCGUCAUGAAAAGCGUCAUGAGCCUCCUGGUGGCUUCCUGUGUGGAGUGUGUAAUGAAAAAUUUACCACGGAUGCCGAUCGGGUUCAGCAUCGGAACCAAGAGCACAAAGUCUAUCGUUGUCAGAUUUGUGAGGCAAAAUUCGGCACGGAGGCGGAAUAUGUGGCUCAUAUUGUGAAUCAGCAUGGAGGGAAGGAUCGAGAACCCGUGGUGUGUUCAGACUGUGGUCAGCAAUUCAGGAGUUCCACGCAAUUGAAGGCUCACAAUGAAUCCAAGUGCGGCACGAUAAAGAUGUACUCCUGCAAUGAAUGCAACAGUCGAUUUAUGACCUCGACGACCCUCAAGGCUCACAAAUUGAUCCAUCUCGGGGUCAAGAAGCACCUUUGCAAUUUCUGCGGAUCAAAUUUCCUGAGCAAAGGACAGCUCAAAGUGCACGAAAGGAGUCACACGGGAGAGAAACCCUUCAAAUGCAAUGAAUGUGGAAAGGCUUUUGCCUACCGGGAAAGUUUAGUCACUCACUCCUCCCUCCACACGGGCAUCCGGCCCUACGUGUGCGAACUCUGCGGUUCCAAAUUCUCUUGCAUCGGCAAUCUCAUCAAACACCGUCGUUCCCGGCCCGAUACUUGCGGCCUACCGCAAUUCCGGCGAAAUUCCAAAGUAACUCCUCGCAUGAAAACAAAAAAGCUUCGCGGCAACCUAACCUCAAAACUCGAAAAGCUCGUUGAACGCAAUGAAAUUUCAAUUGUUCACCAACUCCAACUCGUAGACACCAACGAAGAAAUGCCUUCGGUGAAAAAAGAAAAAGAUGAAGUGGAGAUUUUCAAUAUUGGAGCUCCCCAUGGUAGCGUUGCUCCAAAACUAGAAGAUUUCGCCGACACAAAGCCCCAGGUUACUGAAGUUCUCAUUCACAAUGCUCAAGAAGCUGAAGAUCUCGAUGACGAUCUGCCCCUUUCCACCCUAAGAUCCCAAGUAGUCACGAAAAAAGAACAAAAAUUCAUCCUCACCGAAGUGGAAAUAGUUCCAAAAGUGACAAAAGAAGUGCCCAAGAGAAAAGCAAAGGAACCUAAAGCACCCCCUAAAGAGGUCAAAGAGCGCAAAGUUGAAAAAAAGCCCCCAAAAACCCCCAUCAAAAAGUCCGAAUCAGACGAAUCCAAUGACAUAGACUUCUUCGAUAUGAAUGACCUGUCCAAGGAGUCAGAUGACGAUGAAACGUAUCAGCCAGAUCCGGUAAAAUCCGAAGAAGAUGAAGAUGAAGAUGAUGAUGAAGAGGAAGAAGUUGAGAUUGUGCGGAAGCCAAAAGUGAGAAAUGAGAGGGUUUCAAUGGUUCAUGAGUACAAAUGUGACCAUUGCCCAAAGAUGUUCUGCUACAAAACCAUUUUCAAUCUGCAUCUCAAGAGGGAGCACAAUAUGGACAUUAAAGAUGAGGAUUUGCCCAAUCAACAGCGUUACAGUAAGAUACUCUUCCCCCGAGACCGGGUGCAUGAGUGUCAGUACUGCAAGAGGAAGUAUGCAAACAAGCCGGCACUCCUUAAGCAUGAACAGCUCCAUGGUCCCGAGGGGAAGCUUCACGUGAAAUGUCGCGUGUGCAAGGAAUAUUUUGAGAAUAAUGAGAAAGAAAAGGAACAUCGUCUUGCGAAGCAUAAAGAGGAAAUCACAUGCAAAGUGUGCCAAAAAGUCUAUCGAGAUGAGAGUCAUCUUCAAGUUCACUUCCGCAAUUGUCAUACAAAGGAGCCAAUUAAGAAGCUCCAGCAUCUCUGUGGGAAAUGCGGCAAGAGUUUCACAUCCAAAACUGCCAUGUUGGAUCAUGAGAGAUCAGACUGUGGGAAAUCACCGAUAUAUCAGUGUGACGUAUGCAAGAAAUUUUACCACAGUGCAGGAUCGCUGAAGACUCAUAAGAAUGUACACACCAAUGAGUUGCCCAAUCUCUGUAAAUACUGUGGCAAGGGAUUUAGGACUCCGGGGCAACUGAAGGUCCACGAGCGGAUCCACACGGGGGAGAAACCCUUCAAAUGCACGUACUGUCCAAAGGCUUUUGGGCACCGGGAGAGCCUGUUGACGCACGUGUCCUUGCACACGGGAUUCAAGAGAUUCAUGUGCUCAGGCUGUGGCCAGAGAUUCACAUGCAUCUCCAAUUUGCAGGCUCAUCGAAAAGCUCAUGCGGACACUUGUGGUCUGGUUCCCAAUUGUACAAAGGCUGUAGGUCCAAUGGAUAUUGCUAAUCCGCUCAAGUCUGAGAGGCAGGACAUGGAUCAGGCAUAGCACUUGACAGACCAAUAUUCUUCUUCUUUUCCAUUUAAUUAGAAUUUCAGAUUAAAUGUCAUGUAUAAAAAAAA
Messenger RNA from Phlebotomus papatasi, 2872 nucleotides. RefSeq names its product zinc finger protein 665. The transcript is spliced from 4 exons. NCBI's taxonomy places the organism in Eukaryota, Metazoa, Arthropoda, Insecta, Diptera, Psychodidae. Gene Ontology annotation, molecular function: DNA-binding transcription factor activity, RNA polymerase II-specific; RNA polymerase II transcription regulatory region sequence-specific DNA binding. Bases 291 to 2798 code for a protein of 835 amino acids. Gene Ontology annotation, biological process: regulation of transcription by RNA polymerase II. Gene Ontology annotation, cellular component: nucleus. The record is from RefSeq and is a predicted model, not a curated record.